This is a messenger RNA of Ruditapes philippinarum (Manila clam), 738 nucleotides long. Its product is annotated as thyrotropin-releasing hormone receptor-like. Gene Ontology annotation, molecular function: G protein-coupled receptor activity. Lineage: Eukaryota; Metazoa; Mollusca; Bivalvia; Venerida; Veneridae. Gene Ontology annotation, cellular component: membrane. The transcript has a single exon. The record is from RefSeq and is a predicted model, not a curated record. The annotation marks the transcript as partial. Gene Ontology annotation, biological process: G protein-coupled receptor signaling pathway.
AUGGAAGAGAUAAUAAACCAGAAGGUAGAUGGGAAUAUGUUUAACAAUACGACACUUAUUGCUGACAAUACAGCCGAGAUGAUUUUCGACGAGCAUUGGAAUAAUCUGAAUGAUACAAUGACUGAUGUAUUACAUGAUAAUGAUAGUUAUUACUUUGACGAACCCAACAAUCACGGACCAUGCGAAACGUACGACUACUUGUAUGAUGACUAUUACCUGGACACAUUCGAGGAAAAAAUUAUCACAAUAUCUGAGUAUAUACGAUUAACUAUUUGGAUAGGGUCCCUGUCUAAUAUUCUUAUCAUUUUCAUUUUGAUGAAACAAAGGAAUCGUAAAUUUUCGACAGCGGUUUUCCUGAUAGCACUUGCUGUCGCGGAUUUAGCAAGUGGUUUUUACACCUUAGUGCAAUGGCUACAAGGACAUCGCAUUAUUGCUGAAGCCUACUCAGAAUUUGACUGUUUCCUGCGAAAGUAUAUAGGGAUAGUUUUUAUAAGUAUAUCAAAUUGGUUACUGGCUGUUAUCUCAAUUGAAAGAUGUUUAUGUGUUGUAUUUCCAUUUGAUGUGAAGAAAAUAUGUACAGUCACAGUAUCCAAAAUUACAGUCGUAAUGGUAUGGGCUGCAGUCGCAAUAGUGGAGGCUAUUUUGUUUACAUCAGCAUUGCAAAGCAAAUACGGUACUGACUUAGAAAUCGAUGACAAAAACUGUUUUGAUGAGGAUUAUGCCUAUAUGACUGACACA